AAGCAGGGUGCCCCCAAGCCGGGCGUCUCGGAUGGCGUCCGCCAGGCCGAGGCCGCCUUGACGAAGAAGGCGGAACAGCCCCGCCAGAAGGAGGUUCGCAUGUCGGCCAUGUCCGAGAACGAGGUGAUGGACCGAUUGCGGUCCGUCGUGUCCAAGGACAACCCCAACGAAUCAUACAGCAAGCAGCGGAAGAUCGGACAAGGUGCCUCCGGGUCCGUGUACGUGGCCCGGGUCAAGGAGCAUGCCACCUCACCGGUCGCUCAUGAACUGUACCGGCAGUACGGGCCCCGGUGCCAGGUGGCCAUCAAGCAGAUGGAUCUGCGCAGCCAGCCGCGGAAGGAGCUGAUCGUGAACGAGAUCAUCGUCAUGAAGGACAGCCAGCACGCCAACAUCGUCAACUUCCUGGACUCGUUCCUCCAGGAGUCGAGCAACGAGCUCUGGGUGGUCAUGGAAUUCAUGGAGGGCGGUGCGCUCACGGACGUGAUUGACAAUAACCCGGUGAUCCAGGAGGAUCAGAUCGCCACCAUCUGUGUCGAGACCUGCAAAGGAUUGGCCCACCUCCAUAGCCAGAACAUUAUCCACCGUGAUAUCAAGAGUGACAAUGUCCUUUUGGACCGAGCGGGCCACGUGAAAAUCACCGAUUUCGGGUUCUGCGCCAAACUGACCGAGUCGAAAAACAAACGCGCCACCAUGGUGGGUACGCCAUACUGGAUGGCCCCUGAGGUGGUGAAGCAGAAGGAGUAUGGUCCCAAGGUCGACUGCUGGUCCUUGGGUAUCAUGGCGAUCGAGAUGAUCGAGUCCGAGCCGCCGUACCUGAACGAAGAGCCGCUCAAGGCGCUGUAUCUCAUCGCCACCAACGGGACGCCCCGGCUGAAGAAGCCCGAGAAACUGAGCAAGGAGCUCAAAUCCUUCUUGAGUGUCUGUCUCUGUGUUGACGUCCGCAGCCGAGCCACGGCCGACGAGUUGCUGGCGCAUGAGUUCCUCCGAUCGGGAUGCAGCCUUGCGAGCCUAGCCGAACUGCUCCGCUGGAAGAAGAACAGUCAAUGAUCUCGAUGAUCUAAUUUUUUUGCUUUUCCGCGUUGUUCUUCUACCGGACAGUCAAUUUCCCCUCCCCCUGCACGAUUUACACCAGAUCUGGCCUCACGCACAUAUGGGUACCAUUUACGCCGCCUCCGGUUGAUUUUGCUAUUCCUGACGACCUGCAUUGAUUGCACUUCAAUUUUUCUCUCGUAUGAUAUCCAACCCAAAACAGCUUCGUCAGCAGACUUGGCGUGGAUGAUUGGGCGUUUUUUUUUUUUUUUUU
Molecule: messenger RNA, 1303 nt
Organism: Aspergillus candidus
Lineage: Eukaryota; Fungi; Ascomycota; Eurotiomycetes; Eurotiales; Aspergillaceae
Product: serine/threonine protein kinase CLA4
Exons: 3
Coding region: 100-1047 (315 amino acids)
Biological process (GO): intracellular signal transduction; protein phosphorylation; regulation of MAPK cascade
Cellular component (GO): cytoplasm
Molecular function (GO): protein serine/threonine kinase activity; ATP binding
Source: RefSeq, a predicted model, not a curated record